Ochotona princeps (American pika) is the source of this 1645-nucleotide messenger RNA. It is a transcript of the gene TGIF1, whose product is annotated as TGFB induced factor homeobox 1. The record is from RefSeq and is a predicted model, not a curated record. Gene Ontology annotation, molecular function: RNA polymerase II cis-regulatory region sequence-specific DNA binding; DNA-binding transcription factor activity, RNA polymerase II-specific. The coding region runs from base 356 to 1174 and encodes 272 amino acids. The transcript is spliced from 3 exons. Gene Ontology annotation, biological process: regulation of transcription by RNA polymerase II. NCBI's taxonomy places the organism in Eukaryota, Metazoa, Chordata, Mammalia, Lagomorpha, Ochotonidae.
CAGGACCUCCUGUACCUUCCCUCCUCUCCUUUCUCACUCUGACAGCGGCGAGGUACGCCGAGCAGGAGCUGGGAACAAAGGAACCGAGUGCUGAGGGGAGCGGCUUGGGUGAGACAGAGCCCCCGGCCGGCUGCCAGAAGAUCCCGGUAGGAGGAAGCCCAAGUGUCACUUGAAUUCCACCCAAGGAGCGGGCGCCUGGGAUCCGAGCGCCUUGUUUAUCAAUAACGGCUGGAACACGUCCUACAAGUUACGGGAGAAUCGGCAGAGAGGCAGGAAGGUCGCCGGCCCCCCCGUGCGGCGGCUCCUGACCCCCCUGAGACCCAAGCCCUGCCUGGCGCUGGGAGACAGCUCCAGCAUGAAAAGCAAGAAAGGUGUCGUGGUGGCUUCCGGCAGUGACACUGAGGAUGAGGACAACACGGACAUUCCGUUGGACCUUUCCUCUUCAGCCUGCUCAGGCAAGAGGAGGCGAAGGGGCAACCUGCCCAAGGAGUCUGUUCAGAUUCUCCGGAACUGGCUGUAUGAGCACCGAUACAAUGCCUAUCCCUCGGAGCAGGAGAAAGCCUUACUGUCCCAGCAGACACACCUCUCCCAGCUACAGGUCUGUAACUGGUUCAUCAACGCCCGCCGCAGGCUCCUCCCUGACAUGCUGAGAAAGGAUGGCAAGGAUCCAAAUCAGUUCACAAUAUCCCGCCGUGGGGCCAAGAUUUCUGAAGCAAGCUCUAUGGAGUCUGCAGUGAGCAUCAAAAGCUUCAUGCCAGCUCUCGAGGAGAGCCCGUUCCAUUCCUGUACAGCUGGACCCAGCCCAAUCCUAGGGAGGCCACUGUCUCCUAAGCCACCAUCCCCGGGAUCAAUUUUGGCUCGUCCGUCGGUGAUCUGCCACACCACUGUGACUGCAUUGAAAGAUGUGCCUUUCCCUCUCUGCCAGUCAGUUGGUGUGGGACAAAACACAGAUAUCCAGCAGAUAGCAGCCAGCAGUUUUACAGACAGCUCACUCGUGUACCCAGAGGACACGUGCAAAUCCGGACCAAGUACAAACACACAGAGUGGUCUUUUCAACACUCCUCCCCCAACUCCACCAGACCUCAACCAGGACUUCAGUGGGUUUCAGCUGCUCGUGGAUGUUGCACUCAAAAGGGCUGCAGAGAUGGAGCUUCAGGCAAAGCUUACGGCGUAACCAUUUUGUCAAGCACAACAGUUCUCAAAAAUGGCCUGGUUGCCGGGGUGAUGGCAAGAGAGGAAUUGCAUUAUUUUAUAUAUUUUUUUAUUAAUAUUUGCACAUGGGAUUGCUAAAAUGAAGCUUCCUGUUACUGAGAUCUUCAAUGGAAUACAGUCAUUCCAAGAACUAUAAACUCAAAGCUACUGUAGAAACGAAGGGUUUUCUUUUUUUCAAUGUUUCUUGGUAGACAAUUCAAAAUGUGAGAUGGUUCCCAACAUCAUGUGAUCUUUUUUUUCCCUCCCUUUCCCCCUUUUUUGUUGAUGUUUUUCAGACUGUGCAAUACUUAGAGAACCUAUAGCAUCUUCUCAUUCCCAUGUGGAACAGGAUGCCCAUAUACUGUCUUAAUAAAUUUUCAUUUUUUUUCAAACAAAUAUGAUUCUAGUUGAUUGAUGCCUUUUUUCAUGACAUAAUAAAAUAUUUUCUUUAAAA